AUGAGCACUGCACCAGCCCACUCUAAGGUGGUGGUGACGAAGGGGACGCACGAGCUAGCUGUACAGCAGCGGCCAACUCCCGAGCCGACCGGCCGUCAGAUUCUGAUCCGGAUAGAGGCGGCCGGGAUUUGCGCAACGGAUCUCCAUCUCAUCCGGAAGUCCAUCCCUUACCUCCAGCCCAAAGUUGAUAUCUGCGGCCACGAAGGUAUCGGCCGAAUUGUUCAGUUGGGCCCCGAUGUCGAUGCCCAGUGGAAGGUGGGCGAACGCGUUGCCCACCGAUGGAUUUUCCGAUGGUGCGGCCAGUGCGAGAUGUGCAAGGAGGGCAACGAGCAGCUGUGUGAUCGCAGAGAACUCAGCGGAAAGGACGUCGAUGGCUGCUGGGCGGAGUACACAUUGGUUGACAGCAACUAUCUUCUGCGGAUCCCUGAGGAGAUCGAUCCGGCUGCAGCAGCUCCGGUCCUUUGUGCAGGCACAACUGUGUAUCGGGCGCUGAAGACGGCUGCCCUAGCCCCGGGCCAGUGGGUUGCCAUCGUAGGGGCUGGGGGAGGCCUCGGCCACCUGGCUAUCCAGUACGCAAAGGUGCAAGGUCUCAAAGUCCUGGCGAUUGAUGGUGGGCAGGAAAAGGGAAAGAUGUGCGAGAAACUGGGUGCGGAUGUCUACGUCGACUUCACCGCAACCAAGGAUAUCACUUCCGAUAUCACCUCCGCCACCGGCGGCGGUGCUCACGGAAUCCUUGUGACGAGCUCGAGCCCGCGGGCUUACGAACAAGCCCUGACAUACGUGCGGAAACGGGGGAUCGUGAUGUGCAUUGGAAUUACGCCGCAAAAGAUGACAUUCCCCAUUGGCCCGGAGUAUUUUGUGGCUCGCGGCGUGCGUCUCACGGGCACAAGCACAGGCACGAUGGAAGACACCAGGGAGGCGCUGGAGUACGUUAGAAGCGGCCUGGUCAAGCCAAUCGUUAUCGAGAAGAGUCUCGAAGAUAUUGCUGGAUGUCUGGAUGUUUUGGAAAAGGGGGACGCCGUUGGCAGGUAUGUCGUAAGACUGUAA
Molecule: messenger RNA, 1047 nt
Organism: Durotheca rogersii
Lineage: Eukaryota; Fungi; Ascomycota; Sordariomycetes; Xylariales; Xylariaceae
Product: alcohol dehydrogenase
Exons: 6
Coding region: 1-1047 (348 amino acids)
Molecular function (GO): zinc ion binding; oxidoreductase activity
Source: RefSeq, a predicted model, not a curated record